AUGGCUGAUCAGACCCCGAACACGCCUGUCCCUCUCCCGGCCUAUGGCCAACCUGGCGCUACCUCAGGCUCGUUCGGAAUGCUUAACGGAGUUGCUCAUCAGCAGGAUGCCACAAUGACCGACGCUCAAAGCGCCGAAAAGUGUACAAACUUCCCAAGCACGAGCGCGCAGCCAUCAAGCAGCGCAACCGCGCCAAACGGGGCAACCAGCCAGUUUCCGUCUACGGCUACCCAGACUGGUACAUCCCUUCGGAAUACAUCAUCAACGGCAGCCGCAGCCAUGUCUUCUACAGCCAACGGGACGAACUUCGGCGCCGCACCCAGCAACACAAUGGACAACUUCAACGCGAACAGCUCGUCGCGAGCUACCUCAUUGCACCCGGACACGGGCUUCACGAUGCCUCUGGAGGCCCCGCCUCAUGGGGCGCCGGUGCGACAGUAUCUGAACUCGAAGGUCACGACUCACGUGCUGGACGGGAUGAAGAAGAUCGCGAAGGAGCAACCGAAGGACCCCCUGCGAGCACUGGCGGAGUUCCUGAUGGAGCGAUCUAAGGACAUCGAGACGCAGACGUGA
Molecule: messenger RNA, 573 nt
Organism: Anthostomella pinea
Lineage: Eukaryota; Fungi; Ascomycota; Sordariomycetes; Xylariales; Xylariaceae
Source: the annotation of a GenBank genome assembly